Messenger RNA from Glycine soja, 1551 nucleotides. Its product is annotated as probable F-box protein At2g36090. The transcript is spliced from 2 exons. The coding region runs from base 132 to 1157 and encodes 341 amino acids. Gene Ontology annotation, molecular function: protein binding. The record is from RefSeq and is a predicted model, not a curated record. NCBI's taxonomy places the organism in Eukaryota, Viridiplantae, Streptophyta, Magnoliopsida, Fabales, Fabaceae.
UUCUCCUUUCAUAAUAUUAAUAUAUUACACUUCGCAAAGUAAACACGUUAUACUUUAUUAGUCCAUUACCCGCCUCUGUUCUUUCUUUCUCCAUUCUCCACUAAGAAACGGAAAUUGGAACACAACUAACUAUGAUGAUGGCUGAUAAUAGUGAUAAUACUUCACUACCGCCGGAAAAAACCGAAAGCACGUCGAGCCUCGCCACGCUCCACUCCGACAUCAUCCACGCGCACAUCCUCACACGCCUCGACGGCGCCACGCUGGCAUCCGCCGCAUCCGUAUCGUCCCUCAUGCACCGCCUCUGCACCCAAGACGAUCUCUGGCGCGAAAUCAGCACCGCCACGUGGCCCUCGCUCCAAAACCCCAUCGCUCGCCACGUCAUCUCCGCCAUCCCCGGCGGCUACCGGUCCAUUUUCUCCGACGCCUUCCCUUCCCUCCACAACUCCUCCUUCCGCCGCCACCGCCCGCCUCCGCCGACGCCGGAGCUCAUCUCCGCCGUGGACAUGUACUACCAGGGAAAACCCGUGUUCUCGCGCGUGAUACGCACGGAAACGCAGAAGAACUGGUUCUUCGCCUCGCCGCUGUGGAUAGACGCGCUUCAACACAAAGAGUUAAUUCCUACGACAGUGAAGUUUGCGAGGAAGGACGAGGAAUGGCUGAAGCACUUGGAGGAGAAUCUGAGCGUGAGCUGGAUUAUUGUGGACCCCACACGGAAGCGUGCGGCGAACGUAUCGAGCCGGAGGGCGGUGUUGGCACAGCGGCACUGGCUGACGCGGGAGGUAGAGGUGGUAUACGCGGCGGAGAUGGCGGGGGAGCGGGGGGGCGCGACGGAGAGGGUGCAGUGCCUGGUGAAGGUCACGUGCUGCGGGAAAGUUGGAGGGGAGUUGCACGUGAGGGAGGUGAAUUUGGUGAUGGAGGACACGGAGGGGAGGCGAGUGAGUGGGAAGGAGAGUGUGGAGAUUCUGCAGAGAGCCAUGGAGAACGGAGAGAGGAAGAGAGUGGAUCACGUGAGGGAUAAAGAUAGGUUUAUGAAAUUCACGUGCUUGAUGAAGGAGAGAAGAGAAAGGAAGUUUAGGAGGGAGAAGGCACGCGAUCUUGUUUCUACGUUCUUGGCUUUAGUUGCUCUUCUCUUGUUCUGUUUCCUCGCUGGAUUCUGAGCUUUCAACUUUUCAAAUUCAACCUCAUUUUUUUUUCUCACAUGUCUUUUUCUUAAAAGAAAAUCAUAUUCCAAACACAUUUAGAUACUAAAUAUGAUUUAUUAUAUUUAAUCUCUUUAUACUCAACCCAUUGAUAAAUUCAAAGUCAUUUAGAUCCAUUAGUACUAAAUGAGAUUAUAGAUUCACUUUUAUUCAUUUUAUUCGCACUGUAAACAAAAUUCAGAUUACACAAAUCGUUCAUCAUUACAUGAACAUACAGAUUCUAGGUUCAUAUAUCAUGAUGUUAUACAUUCACCGAUCCAAAUUGGUUUAUGAUAAAAGCUUUGUUAUUCUUGUAUUUAUCAUUCAUUUAUUUCCUUUUAAGUGGAAAGUGAUGCAAUUAGUUUUCGUUUUC